Molecule: messenger RNA, 936 nt
Organism: Ananas comosus (pineapple)
Lineage: Eukaryota; Viridiplantae; Streptophyta; Magnoliopsida; Poales; Bromeliaceae
Product: replication protein A 70 kDa DNA-binding subunit B-like
Exons: 7
Coding region: 1-936 (311 amino acids)
Biological process (GO): DNA replication; DNA repair; DNA recombination
Cellular component (GO): nucleus
Molecular function (GO): DNA binding
Source: RefSeq, a predicted model, not a curated record
AUGGUGUUGGAAAAGGAGACCCAUGGUCCUGUUAUUAUCAUCCUUGCAGGCAUGACUGUUCGAACCUAUCGAGAUAAAAUAUAUCUUUCUACUUCUUCGGCCUCAAGGCUAUACAUCGAACUGGAAAUUCCGGAGGUUACUGACUUCCUGCAUAAGAUACAAGAACCAGUUGACCGUAUACAGCGGACUGAAAACAAACAACAAGCAACUAUCAGUCCACAAGAAGAAAUGCAUAUUAAUAGAAAGAAGAUAGCUGACCUGUUGCAUCUAGAGGAAACAGAAAUUCAGAAUGCAAAGUUUACAUGUGAAGUUACCUUGAAAUCAAUAGACUGCUCCUACGGUUGGUGGUACAGAGCUUGCUAUGAAUGCAAGUCCGCAAUCAAAAGUUAUGCUGAUGCCUUCUGGUGUCGUCAGUGUGGAAAAAAUGAUCAAGCACCUAUACCAUGGUACAAGUUGAACGCAAUCGUCGAAGAUGACACCGGCGAUGCAAAUUUCACUAUUUUUGGGAGAAUUGCUCAGGAUCUGAUAUGUGUGCCUGCCCAAAAGCUUGCUACUGCAGAUGAUUCCGAUCGAUACGCUCUCCCUCCUGUUAUUAAAAAUAUAAUAGGCAAAAAACAUGUUUUCCAAGUGAUGGUGGAUCCUCAUAAUACGGAUAUGGGUAUCAGAUCAUUUAAAGUAAUUAAGAAUUUCUCAAGCCAAAUUGCACCUAAGAUUCAAAAGCAAAAUGAUGGUCAUGAAAUUGAAGAGCAAUUACUGUUAAGUCCUCCCAAAGAUCUCCACGCUGACUUAUCUGAAGAAGUAACUCCCCAGAUAAUAAGUCACUCUAGAUUGCUUCAAGAUGAAUCAAGAGAAACUUUUGAUAUGGAACAACCAAGAAGAAAGCGUCUUAGGUUUGCAGAAGAUGAUGAUGGCCCAAGCAGCAGCACCCGUGAAUAA